UAUAAACCCAGCAGAAUCUGGCUGAUCUGACCAGUUUGCCUUACUGUCAAACGUUUCUGUCUUUCACAUGCUCACAAGCAAAAUUAGACAACGCAACUUCUCUGAGUUUUGACAGGACGGCAACAAAGUCAGAAGCCGAUAGCUGACUUUAACGUAUUUAUUUCAUGGAGACUGCUCACAGCGGGAUCUAAUCUGUCAGAGUCUGUAAGGAAACAGGUGUGCCAGGAAAAGAAAGGAUAUCCAACUCGGUUUGAACUGGCUCUCCAAUUUCUGCUCCAGAUUACAGAGGCCAAACAUACAUAAGACUCCAUUAGCUUUGAAAAGGAACUGAACACCGCAAUGGGACUCGCCACCCAGGUUUUGGCCUGUGCAAUCUUAGCUUUGCUGUACCAGCAUGUCAGUGGUGGACUCAUCAAGCGAAUCAUCCGGAAGAAGCGGGCGAGUGGGCUGAAUGUGACCUUGCCAGAGGAUAAUCAGCCUGUGGUUUUUAACCAUGUCUACAACAUCAAAUUGCCUGUUGGCUCCCUUUGCUCUGUGGAUCUGGAUACAGCAAGUGGUGAUGCAGACCUGAAGGCAGAAAUUGAGCCCGUCAAGAAUUACGAGGAGCAUACGGUGAAUGAGGAGAACCAGAUUGUCUUCACACACCGUAUUAACAUUCCCCGCCGGGCCUGUGGCUGUGCAGCUGCCCCAGACAUUAAGGAUCUGCUGAGCAGACUAGAGGAACUGGAGGGGCUGGUAUCCUCCCUGCGGGAGCAGUGUGCCAACGGGGCUGGAUGCUGUCCUAAUUCCCAGGCAGUAGAAGGUCACCUGGACACAACACCCUAUUGCAGCGGACAUGGCAACUACAGCAUCGAGAUCUGUGGCUGCGUUUGUGAGCCUGGCUGGAAAGGCCCCAACUGCUCUGAACCAGACUGCCCACACAAGUGCUUCAACCGCGGCCUCUGCGUCCAGGGCAAAUGCAUCUGUGACGAAGGCUUCGCUGGCACAGACUGCAGCCAGGCCACCUGCCCCUCUGACUGUAACGACCAAGGCAAGUGCAUGGAUGGUGUUUGCGUGUGCUUUGAGGGGUACACAGGCCCAGACUGCAGCGAAGAGCUCUGCUCCCAGGGGUGCAGCGUGCACGGGAGGUGUGUGAGCGGGCAGUGUGUGUGCCACGAGGGCUUCACUGGCAACGACUGCAGUGAGCCUCUCUGCCCCAACAACUGCCACAACCGCGGGCGCUGUGUGGACAACGAGUGCGUCUGCGACGAGGGCUACACCGGCGAGGACUGCAGCGAGCUCAUCUGCCCCAAUGACUGCUUCGACCGUGGGCGCUGCAUCAACGGAACCUGCUUCUGCGAGGAGGGCUUCACCGGUGAGGACUGUGGGGACCUGACCUGCCCUAACAACUGCAAUGGCAACGGGCGCUGCGAGAACGGGCUGUGCGUCUGCUACGAGGGCUUCGUGGGGGAUGACUGCAGUGAGAAGAGGUGCCCGAACGACUGCCACAACCGUGGGCGCUGCGUGGGUGGGCGCUGCAUCUGCCACGAGGGGUACCUGGGUGAGGACUGCAGGGAGCUGCGGUGCCCUAACGACUGUCACAACCGCGGGCGCUGUGUCAAUGGACAGUGUGUGUGCCACGAAGGGUUCAUCGGGGAGGACUGUGGGGAGCUGCGGUGCCCCAGCGACUGCAACAACCGCGGGCGCUGUGUCAAUGGGCAGUGUGUGUGCCACGAGGGAUUCAUCGGGGAUGACUGUGGCAAGCUACGGUGCCCCAACGAUUGCCACAACCGUGGACUCUGUGUCAAUGGGCAGUGUGUGUGUGAUGAGGGGUACACAGGGGAGGACUGUGGGGAGCUGCGGUGCCCUGAAGACUGCCACAAUCGUGGGCGCUGUGUGGAGGGGCGCUGCGAGUGUGACAAUGGCUUCACGGGGGAGGACUGUGGUGAGCUGUCCUGUCCCAACGACUGUCACCGGCGUGGGCGCUGCAUCGAUGGGCGCUGCGUGUGCCACGAGGGCUUCACGGGGGAGGACUGCCGUGAACGGUCCUGCCCCAACGACUGCAACAAUGCGGGCCGCUGCAUCGAUGGACGGUGUGUCUGUGAUGAUGGUUACAUGGGAAAUGACUGCUCUGAUGUGUCUCCUCCAACCGAGCUGACUGUGACAGAUGUAACAGAUAAAACUGUAAAUCUGGAAUGGAAGCAUGAGAAUCCUGUCAAUGAGUACCUCAUCACCUAUGUCCCCACCAGCAGUGGUGGCUUAGAUAUGCAGUUCACUGUGCCAGGAAACCAGACAGCUGCCACUAUUCAUGAACUGGAACCGGGUGUAGAAUACUUCAUCCGUGUCUUUGCAAUCCUUAAAAACAAGAAGAGUAUUCCAGUCAGUGCCAGGGUAGCAACAUACCUGCCUGCUCCAGAAGGUCUGAAAUUCAAGUCUGUUAGAGAAACGUCCGUCCAGGUGGAAUGGGAUCCUCUGAACUUUUCAUUUGAUGGCUGGGAGCUGGUCUUCCGUAAUAUGAAAAAGGAUGAUAAUGGAGAUAUAACCAGCAGCUUGAAAAGGCCAGAGACAUCUUAUAUGCAGCCAGGUUUGGCACCAGGGCAACAGUAUAAUGUAUCCCUUCAUAUAGUGAAAAACAAUACCAGAGGACCAGGACUAUCCAAAGUGAUAACCACAAAGCUUGAUGCCCCUAGCCAGAUCGAGGCAAAAGAUGUCACGGACACCACAGCUCUUAUCACAUGGUCCAAACCCUUGGCUGAAAUUGAAGGCAUAGAGCUCACUUAUGGCCCCAAGGAUGUUCCAGGGGACAGGACAACCAUUGACCUCUCUGAAGAUGAAAACCAAUAUUCUAUCGGAAACUUGAGGCCACACACAGAGUAUGAAGUGAUGCUCAUCUCUCGUCGAGGUGACAUGGAAAGCGACCCCAUGAAAGAAGUCUUUGUCACAGACUUGGAUGCUCCAAGAAACCUGAAGCGGGUGUCACAGACAGACAAUAGCAUUACUUUGGAGUGGAAGAACAGCCAUGCAAAUAUUGAUAACUAUCGAAUUAAGUUUGCUCCCAUCUCUGGUGGAGACCAUGCUGAGAUCACAGUGCCAAAGGGCAACCAAGCAACAACCAGAGCAACGCUCACAGGUUUGAGGCCUGGAACGGAAUAUGGCAUUGGAGUGACAGCAGUGAGGCAGGACAGGGAAAGCGCUCCUGCUACCAUUAAUGCUGGCACUGAUCUUGAUAACCCCAAGGACUUGGAAGUCAGUGACCCCACUGAAACCACCUUAUCCCUUCGCUGGAGAAGACCAGUGGCCAAGUUUGACCGUUAUCGCCUCAUUUACGUCAGCCCCUCUGGAAGGAAGAAUGAAAUGGAGAUCCCCAUGGACAGCACCUCUUUUAUCCUCCGAGGACUGGAUGCGGGGACACAAUACACCAUUAGUCUGGUGGCGGAGAAAGGCAGACACAAAAGCAAACCCACAACUGUCAAGGGUUCGACUGAGGAGGAACCUGAGCUUGGAAAAUUAUCGGUAUCGGAGACUGGCUGGGAUGGUUUCCAGCUCACCUGGACAGCAGCCGACGGGGCCUAUGAGAACUUUAUCAUUCAGGUGCAGGAGUCUGACAAUCCCGACGAAACCCGGAAUGUCACAGUCCCAGGCGGACUGCGCUUUAUGAAUGUUACAGGGCUCAAGGCCCACACACCUUAUAUCAUCACACUUCGUGGUGUGAUUCAAGGCUACAGGACCAAACCCCUUUCUGUUGAAACCGUGACAGGAGCACUCCCAGAAGUUGGUGAGCUAACCGUUUCCGACAUUACUCCUGAAAGCUUCAACCUUUCUUGGACAACCACCAGUGGGGACUUCGACGUCUUUACUAUUGAAAUUAUUGAUUCUAACAGGUUUCUGGAGCCCAUGGAGUUCAACAUCUCAGGCAAUUCAAGAACUGCUCAUAUCUCAGGGCUUUCCCCCAGCACUGAUUUUAUUGUCUACCUCUAUGGGAUCUCUCGUGGUUUCCGCACACAGGCAAUAAGUGCUGCAGCUACAACAGUAGAGGAACCUCUCCUUAGCAAACUCACUGUAUCAAAUGCUACCUCAGACAGCAUGUCACUCACGUGGGAAGCACAGGACAAUGCCUUUGACCACUUUAUUCUAGAAGUCAGAAACUCUGACUUCCCUUUGGACUCCCUGGUGCACACAGUGCCAGGGGCCUCCCGGCACUAUGUAGUCACCAACCUCAAAGCUGCCACUAAUUACACAGUUCAGCUCCAUGGUGUAAUUGAUGGGCAAGGUGGUCAGACCUUGACAGCACUGGCAACCACAGAGGCUGAGCCACAGCUGGGCACGCUCACACUCACAAACGUUACCCCCGACAGCUUCAACCUCUCAUGGACCACAAGAGAUGGGCCUUUUGCCAAGUUUGUUAUAUACAUUAGAGAUUCCUAUGCAGCACAUGAACCCCAGGAGCUUACGGUGUCAGGAGGUGCUCGCAGCGCUCACAUCUCAGGCCUGCUAGAUUACACUGGCUAUGACAUUAACAUUAAGGGGACCACCAGUGCAGGUGUUCACACAGAGCCCCUCACUGCUUUUGUCAUGACAGAGGCAAUGCCCCCACUGGAAAACCUAACUGUCUCUGAUAUUAACCCUUAUGGGUUCACAGUGUCGUGGAUGGCAUCGGAGAAUGCCUUUGACAACUUUCUAGUAGUCGUGGUGGAUUCUGGCAAGCUGCUGGACCCACAGGAGUUCCUCCUUACGGGAGCCCAGCGGCAACUGAAGCUUAAAGGCCUUAUUACUGGCAUUGGCUAUGAGGUUAUGCUUUAUGGUUUUGCCAAGGGGCACCAAACAAAGCCCCUGAGCACUGUGGCUGUUACAGAGGCAGAACCCGAGGUCGACAACCUUCUGGUUUCAGAUGCUACUCCAGAUGGCUUCCGUCUGUCCUGGACUGCAGAUGAUGGGGUUUUCGACAGUUUUGUUCUAAAAAUCAGGGAUACCAAAAGGAAAUCUGAUCCGCUGGAACUAAUAGUGCCAGGCCAUGAGCGCACCCACGAUAUAACAGGGCUGAAAGAGGGUACUGAAUAUGAAAUCGAGCUCUACGGAGUUAGCAGUGGACGACGUUCUCAGCCCAUAAAUGCAGUAGCAACCACAGCUGUUGGAUCUCCCAAGGGAAUUACUUUCUCUGACAUCACGGAGAACUCCGCAACAGUCAGCUGGACACCUCCUCGCAGCCGCGUGGAGAGCUACCGGAUCUCCUACGCCCCUAUCACAGGAGGUACUCCAAAUGUUGUUACAGUCGAUGGAAGCAAGACAAGGACCAAGUUGGUGAAGUUAAUCCCAGGUGUAGACUACAAUGUUAGUAUCAUCUCUGUGAAAGGCUUUGAAGAAAGUGAACCUGUCUCUGGCACUCUGAAAACAGCUCUGGACAGCCCAUCAGGCCUAGUAGUGGUGAACAUCACAGACUCUGAGGCUCUGGCAACCUGGCAGCCAGCAAUUGCUGCUGUGGAUAAUUACGUUGUCUCCUAUGCUUCUGAGGAUGAGCCAGAAAUUACUCAAAUGGUAUCAGGAAACACUGUGGAGUAUGACCUGAAGGGCCUUCGACCUGCAACUGAGUAUACCCUGAGUGUCCACGCGCUGAAGGACACGCAGAAGAGCGAGACCCUCUCCACCCAGUUUACUACAGGAAUGGAUGCUCCAAGAGAUUUAAGUGCCACUGAGGUUCAGUCAGAAACAGCUGUGAUAACUUGGAGGCCUCCACGAGCUCCUGUCACUGGUUAUCUCCUGAUCUACGAGUCCAUUGAUGGCAGAGUCAAGGAAGUCAUCCUAAACCCUGAGACAACUUCCUACAGCCUGACGGAGCUGAGCCCAUCUACCCAGUACACAGUGAAGCUCCAGGCACUGAACAGAUCCCUGAAGAGCAAAAUGAUCCAGACUAUUUUCACCACAACUGGUCUUCUCUAUCCUUACCCUAAAGACUGCUCCCAGGCUCUCCUGAAUGGAGAAACUGCCUCUGGGCUCUACACAGUUUACGUGAAUGGGGACAAGGCUCAGCCUCUGCAAGUCUUUUGCGACAUGGACGAGGACGGGGGCGGAUGGAUUGUGUUCCUGAGGCGUCAGAAUGGAAAGGAAGAUUUCUACAAGAACUGGAAGACUUACGUGACUGGUUUUGGAGAUCCUAAGGAUGAAUUCUGGAUAGGUCUGGAGAACCUCCACAAAAUCAGUUCUCAGGGCCAGUACGAGCUACGUGUGGAUCUGCGGGACAAAGGUGAGACAGCUUAUGCUGUCUAUGACAGGUUCAGCAUUGGAGAUGCAAAGAGCAGAUACCGGCUAAGAGUGGAUGGGUACAGCGGCACAGCAGGUGACUCCAUGACAUACCAUAACGGAAGGUCCUUCUCCACCUUUGACAAGGACAAUGAUUCUGCCAUCACUAACUGUGCUUUGUCAUACAAGGGUGCAUUCUGGUACAAGAACUGUCACCGGGUCAAUCUGAUGGGCAGAUACGGUGACAACAGCCAUAGUCAGGGUGUUAACUGGUUCCACUGGAAGGGCCAUGAAUAUUCCAUCCAGUUUGCAGAGAUGAAGCUGAGACCCUCCAGCUUCCGAAAUCUGGAAGGACGACGAAAGCGAGCGUAAAGCCCCAGAGGUGGCGAAGGGGCUGCGGGCAGGGUGAUGGGGGGGAGGGAUACAGAUGGGGGUGUGGGGAGAUCCUCUGGCAUCACUGGGUGGUGGGGUGUGAGGAGCUGGCAGUCGUACCAAAGCAUCGGUGACCCCUGGCCUAACAGAGGCUUCUGCAGCAGCACAAACAACAAGCCUUAAGUGUCUCAGCAUUUGCAGCAGAGCAGCUCCAGCUGCCCACCAGUAACGUCCUCCACACCAAAGACAAUGAUUGUCUCAAGGGUUGUAUGUUGGUUUAUUAAAUUUUAUUUUCUCAGAAAGCCUCUGGGAUAAAUUUAUUCCACAGUCUGACUUAUCUCUUGGGUGGCCCAGGGUGGGGUGGGGGGAACAGCUUUGUACAUUGGUAGUUUGUUUUAGAACCAGCCAUAUUUUAAACACAGAAAGGUGUACGGUUAAUUAUCAUUAUUAUUAUUAUUAUUAUUAGUUAUAAUUGAAAUUCUCUGGUUGUUGCAAAGCCUUUUUUUUUAUAUAUAUAUAUCAAGUACCACAGAGAAGGAGGGGAUGGGAAGGGGAAAGCAGUAUGUUUUUAAACUUAAACAUAAGAUUAAUAUUAUUAAUAUAAUGACAAAUAAUAAUAAUGAUAAUAAUAAUAAACUAAGUUUCUGUCAUUUUUAAGAGAACCAUGCUUUCGGAAACACAGCAGGACAGUGUCUGAUUGUAAAUUUUUUUAUAAAUAAAAGCACAAUUACUUUAAAAUAAAUUUCUACCUUCUUUCAUACAUGUUGAGUUUGUGCAUGUCCAGGGUAUAUUUGCAUAGAUGAGGAAGUAAAUAAAAGGUUGAGAACGAUCAGGCUGCUGAGCCCGUAUGAAAACUGUUCCUUUUGUCAGUGAUUGGUUGUAAGUAUUCUGUUGGGUUUGUUAUGGUGAAAUGCCCAUAAAGAUUCGGUUUCUUUUAGAACAUAUUUCUUUAUUUUCCUGCCCAAAAGCUUCUUACGUGUUUUUCUAAGUGUUACUGACCAAUGCUUGCUCCAUCUAGGUGGGAAUAACUAAUAGAAGACGACAAAGAAAGUACAGAGUUGUUGUUAGGUACCAUGGCAAGUCUGAACACUUGUGUAAAUAAAGGGCUCUCUUUUUUUAUAUGAAUGAAAACUAUGUGUAGUUCCUCUGUAUCAUACUCUUCAGCUGAAGACAAUAAAAGAUCUUUUGUUUUAA
Messenger RNA from Athene cunicularia (burrowing owl), 7779 nucleotides. RefSeq names its product tenascin C (gene TNC). Lineage: Eukaryota; Metazoa; Chordata; Aves; Strigiformes; Strigidae. The coding region runs from base 340 to 6585 and encodes 2081 amino acids. The record is from RefSeq and is a predicted model, not a curated record. Gene Ontology annotation, molecular function: protein binding. The transcript is spliced from 27 exons.